GGACGCGGCGCCGUGGUCGUUAGCACCAAACCGCGCUGGGGCUGGCGUGACGACGAAUGGGGCGAUGGGCAAAGACAGCAGAUCGGUUGGCGAGACACGUGCGGCGGCAUGGACAACGUUUUCCCGAGUGGUGCUGGUGUAUUGGCACUGAUUGAUGAGCUUGCCGUGGACACCAUUCUGAACGGCGUGCUCGUGGGGAAGUCGAUCGCCGUGGGGGCUGUGCCCACCCAAAGCAAGCAGACUACGCCCCUGUACAAGGCCUGGGUGUUCGACGGCGAGACAUUGGGCGAACUUGUCGCGCGGGGUGCGCAUGCUGUGGAGAUGGAGCAGGCUCUUUCGCACAUUCCCAGCGGCAGCGUUGUCGCUAUCAGCCCCGUGACGGCAUCAGGCAAUGGCUACGCCUUUGAGCUCCGCAGCCGCCCUCGCAUCCGGGCGGAGGGCAAUUCGUCGAUGGCCGUGCCAGUGAAAACGCUUGAAGUGGCCAGCCAGCAAGCUAACAAAUCAAGGGUCGAACUGGGCGGAAGGGCGCAUCGUUGCGAUGCAUCCACGGGCACUUGCGUCAAGGCCCGGCGCAACAUACACCUCGUCAGCAGCGACGGCCAGGUGGUUGUUGUAACGAUGUGGGGCAAGGCAGCCGCGUUCCACCUGGAUGACGCGGCUUACGUCCGCAUCAUGGGGGCCAGUGUUGACCGUGGGAACAGCAAAUUCAGUCUCAACGACGAUGGCGCUGUCAGCGUGGUCAUCGCCGUCCGCGAGACGUUCUUCAACAUGUGA
This is a messenger RNA of Prorocentrum cordatum, 774 nucleotides long. The record is from the annotation of a GenBank genome assembly. NCBI's taxonomy places the organism in Eukaryota, Dinophyceae, Prorocentrales, Prorocentraceae.